This is a messenger RNA of Bursaphelenchus xylophilus (pine wood nematode), 1183 nucleotides long. Lineage: Eukaryota; Metazoa; Nematoda; Chromadorea; Rhabditida; Aphelenchoididae. The record is from the annotation of a GenBank genome assembly.
AUGGAUUCGGAGGCGAAGAAGAAUGAGGCCGCUGGGCUGAGGACUGUUGCCUUUGUGGGCGUGGCCCUCACUACCGUGGCGGCUAUGAGUUGUGUGGUGGCGGUGCCCAUGAUUUACAACUACAUGCAACAUUUGCAUACGAUGAUGAUUGAAGAAGUUGAUUUUUGUAGACUCAGGAGUACGAAUAUCUGGAGAGAGGUGGCCAGAACGCAAGUGAGUGACCUAGAAAAUUUAUUUUAAAAUUUAAAUUUGCUUAUCUUUGCAAAUUUGUACCUCAAUUUCUCCCUCGAGAAUAUAAAUUUUUGUAAUCUUAGGUGGUUGCCCGAGUGACUCCCCUGACCCCACGCAGCGGCCGUCUGCCUCGUCAGGAUGCCUACGGCAAUCCCGAGACCAACUCAGACUACGCUCCAUCUGCUUCUCCAUCUCCUCGACCGUCGCCAUCAAGAAAAGACCUUUGGCCCGACAGUCAUCCAGCUCCAUCGCGAGGUGGUUGCUGUGGUUGUGGAGUCUCGCCUCGAGGUCCUCCCGGUCCCAAAGGCCCUGAGGGAGCACCCGGAGCUGAAGGACAUCCCGGUCCAAACGGUUUGCCCGGAGAAGACACUCCCAAUCCAGUCCAGCAACCCUUUGAGUUCUGUUUCGAAUGCCCUGAGGCGCCGGAAGGUCCGGUCGGAAAGCCUGGCCCUAAGGGUCCACUGGGAGCGGAAGGGCCGAACGGCGAGCCUGGACCGGUCGCUGAACUGGGAGAGCCUGGACCACCCGGGCCACCAGGAAAACCCGGAAGAGAGGGAGAUCUGGGAAGGCCGGGAAAACAAGGAAAGCCGGGAAUUGUGCAUGCUGGACCUUCCAGGGUCGGACCACCAGGUCCUCCGGGUCCACCAGGACGUGCGGGACAACGAGGAGAGAAAGGGGAGCCCGGAGAGCCGGGAGAACUUGGAAAAGAAGGUAAAUUUUUGUAGAAAAUUAUCAUCAUUUGCAAAAAUGUUGCUCAAUCAUCGCUUUUUAUCAAAAAUUUAGAAUUUUGAAGUAAUAAUUCCAAAUAUUUUUAGGCGAGGAAGGUAGAGAAGGUCGACAAGGUCAAGGAGGGAAUCCCGGAGCUCCCGGCGAGACGGGAGAGCCCGGUCCGAAAGGCCCUGAGGGCAGCUGCGAUCAUUGCGCCAUUCCCCGAACCCAGCCCGGUUAUUAG